Molecule: messenger RNA, 2734 nt
Organism: Vombatus ursinus (common wombat)
Lineage: Eukaryota; Metazoa; Chordata; Mammalia; Diprotodontia; Vombatidae
Gene: ADGRG5
Product: adhesion G protein-coupled receptor G5
Exons: 15
Coding region: 230-2056 (608 amino acids)
Biological process (GO): adenylate cyclase-activating G protein-coupled receptor signaling pathway; cell surface receptor signaling pathway
Cellular component (GO): membrane
Molecular function (GO): G protein-coupled receptor activity
Source: RefSeq, a predicted model, not a curated record
AAGAGGCCGAUUAGCAGCUGCAGCUGAAAUGUCAACUUCCUCUUUUCUUCUGAAAAACUCAAAAGACUAGAGUUGCAGCACUGGCAGAAGCAACAUUCUUCCCCAAGGCUCAGGGGAGAUUUUCUAUCGAUGAUGGGUUGGAUCCUGGACAUUUCCCACUCUGGAAGACUGCGGCUCUCUGAGCAGUAAAUUGGAGGAGAACUUGAUAAUGAGAACAAAUAAUUAGUACAUGUCCCCAAUUGUUUUAAGGCAUGUGAGUCAAACAGAAAGUCUACAAGUGCAGUGGAGACACAGAGACAGUAGGACUAUGACGCUCCCCAAGCAGACCUUCUUAUACCUGUGUCUUCUGGCUGAUUGGGCCUGGGCUAAUGAAGCUCCCCACAGGGCAACAAAUGAAACUGUUGAAUACAUGAAGUUUCUAGAAACUAGAACCUUCUCUCGGAAACGUCAAGAUAACCAAAGAUUAAUCCACUCAUUGGAGGCUAAGCUGAAGAAUGUCAAUUUCUCUAGUGUGAAUGUCACUCUUCAGACCAAUAACAUUCAGUCGCUGAUAUUCAAGCUCACCUGUGACUUCCCCGGGCUCACAAUCAGCAAUUCAUACCUAAAGAAGGCCCAAACCAGGCACAUCAUGCAGUUCCCCACUGAGCUGACUCAGCAAGCGUGCAAAGCAGGAGAAGCCCCCCAGGAGCUGCGGUUAAUUUGUAUCUACUUUGACAUGAAGUAUUUCUUCCAGGAUGAUGAUAACAGUCUUCUGCUCAAUGAUAACAUCCUUGGAGCCAGUUUGGUGAACCAUAAUGUGUCCAGCCUGAGGCAGGAUAUAAACAUCAGCUUUUGGCACAAUGAAAGCCUGGAGAGAUAUGAUUUGACGUGUGUCUUCUGGAAGGAAGGAGCAGGAAAAGCCAGUUGGGGUGCCUGGAGCACCACAGGUUGCAAUACCAUCUUGGUAUCACCAUAUCAGGUCCUGUGUAGCUGUGACCACCUCACUUACUUUGCUGUCCUCAUGAAACUCUCAUCAACCAAGAUUAGCAAGGAGCUACUGACUCCACUCACCUACAUUUCCAUUGUGGGCUGUAGCUUGUCCAUUGUGGCUUCACUGCUCACCAUCCUACUCCAUUUCUAUUCCAGAAGAAUCCUUGGAUGCUUCCCCAGGACCUUCAAUCUGGGGAUCAUAGAACACUCCAGGAAGAAGAACAAUUCCACAACCUAUAUCCACAUGAACCUCCAUGUGUCUGUCAUACUCUUGAACAUCGCCUUUCUGAUCAGCCCUUCCAUGACCUUCCAGCCAGUGGGAUGUGUGGCCAUGGCUGCCCUGCUGCACUAUACUCUGCUCAGUUGCCUCACCUGGAUGGCCAUUGAGGGCUUCAACCUCUACCUGCUACUUGUCCGGGUCUAUAACAUCUACAUCCAGAGAUAUAUCCUCAAGCUCUGUACCCUUGGUUGGGGAUUUCCUGGCUUCAUAGUGCUGCUCCUUCUCCUUUUGAAGAGCUCUGCAUAUGGGCGCUAUGAGAUCCAAAUAAAGGAGAAUGACACCAACUCUCAGAAUCCUUCCAUAUGCUGGAUCAAAUCAAUGGAAAUCCACUGGGUCUUUGUUGUGGGCUAUGCAGGAGUCACCUCCCUCUUCAACCUGGUCAUUCUCAUAUGGGCAGUAAAGAUGCUUCAUGGCCUGCGCUGUCGGGAGAAGAAGUGGGAAUCACAAAUCUGCCGGGACAUCAUCACUGUCCUGGGCCUGAGCAUGCUGCUGGGAACCACCUGGAGCCUAGCUUUCUUCUACUUCCAUGGUUUUCUGCUGCCUCAGCUCUUCCUCUCCACCAUCUUCAAUUCCUUAUAUGGUUUCUUCCUCUUCCUGUGGUUCUGUGCCCAGAAGCGACACGCUGAUUUGGAGGUUGAGACCUCCAGCUCUUCGCAGAUGACACGGCCUGGGCUCCAGAGCCAUCAUUCUCCUACCAGAUCUCCACAGCUUUCCUCUCUCACCUGUUCAGCCAGUCCUUUCCCUCCACAUGGCCCAAGUCACCAAAAGGGUAGGGUGGAGGAGGAUAUGGCACAUCCAGGGACAUAAGGAUGCACAGCCUUCCACGCCCAGUACUCUUGGCUUCCCUGGAAGCCAAGGAUAUGGCCUGGGAUAUUCCCAGGAUAUGGCCAGGAUCCUGAGCCCACACUCAGAGAACUAAUUCUUGUCCUUGACUUUUCUCUCAGCAAAGAAAGAUAAGGACCACUGCCAGAGACAUUCAAUUUUCCCCAUAGGUCGUCUUCCUUUGGGGCAGGAUGGGAAGACCCAGAUGGAGAGUGUCUGAGCAUCAGCCCCAUGGUCUUUGAGGACAAUCCUGAUAAUAAAGUAGGAGAGAGCCCUGGAUUAGGAGGCAGAUCUGGAGCCUUGAUCCCAUCACCAAUUUACUGUGUUAUCUCAGGCAAGCCACAGCUUCGGUUCCCUAAUCUGUCAAAUGGAGAUAAUAAUACAUCUCAUGAAUGCUGAGAGGAGGAAAGAAUAUAUUAUAGUAGAAAAAGUAUUAGACCAGGAGUCAGGAGUAUUGAGUUUUAAUCUUAGCUUUAUGUGAUCCUAGGCAGGUCACUUCCCUUCUCUGACUCUCAGUUUACCCAUCUGUAAAAAAGAUGAUAUUGAACCAGAUAAUUUUUAAGAUCCCUUACAGCUCUGGCAUUCUGUGAUCUUGUGUCCCAUUGUGAUGAUUUCUGUGUAAAUACUUUGAAGAACAUAAAUUCUGUACAGACUUUUUUUAAA